Messenger RNA from Aspergillus tubingensis, 1110 nucleotides. RefSeq names its product class I SAM-dependent methyltransferase. The transcript is spliced from 10 exons. The coding region runs from base 1 to 1110 and encodes 369 amino acids. Gene Ontology annotation, molecular function: methyltransferase activity. The record is from RefSeq and is a predicted model, not a curated record. NCBI's taxonomy places the organism in Eukaryota, Fungi, Ascomycota, Eurotiomycetes, Eurotiales, Aspergillaceae.
AUGGCGGAAUCCUUUUCCAUCCCCGAUUCUCAAGGGGCUGCCGCUAAUGACCCCCCACAACCCACCUCAUCUUUGGCUUCGGCUCCACAAAACGUAUCCCAGAGCGCUGCGCCCGUCGCAGGGCAUCAUGGUGGUGAAUCUUCAGACUCAGACGAGGCAGAGCCUGAAGAAGAGUUCUCGGACUAUGCAGAAGAUUUCGCGAGCGAUACAACGUCGCUAAACUCUGAGAUCACCUCCUACCGAUUUGAGAAUGGACGACGCUAUCACGCCUACAAGGAGGGGGCUUAUUGGGGUCCUAAUGACGAAAUGCAAAAUGAGCAACUAGAUAUUGCUCAUCAUAUGUUUACAUUGCUUCUCGAUGGUAAACUACUACUUGCGCCGAUCAGCGACAACAUACAGAGAGCGCUGGAUGUUGGCACUGGCACUGGGAUUUGGGCCAUUGAUUUCGCAGACGAAUAUCCUUCAGCACAAGUCAUUGGCACCGAUCUGUCACCUAUACAGCCCGGUUUUGUACCACCCAAUCUACAGUUCGAGAUCGACGAUGCCACGGAAGACUGGGUCUAUCCAGAGAACCAUUUCGAUUUGAUCCACGUUCGUGCACUGUAUGGCGCGAUCGCGGACUGGCCCGCAUUCUAUCAGAACGCCCUCAGUCGCUUGCGGCCGGGGGGCUGGUUUGACCAGCUCGAGAUGUCCAUACAAUUUCGAUCGGAUGAUGGCACGGUGACAGACGACCAUGUUCUAGCUGUCUGGUCGAAGACCUUCAUUGAGGCGGGCGAGAAGUUCGGCAAGACCUUUCGCAUUGCCGAUCUUGCUAAGGGCUAUAUGCAGCAGGCUGGAUUUCAUAACGUGACGGAACACCGCAUGAAGUUGCCUGUCGGUCAGUGGAGUCGAGACAAGAAGCUGAAGAAACUAGGCAUGUGGAACUUGGUUCAUUGUGAGCAGGGAAUUGAAGGAUGGGCCAUGGCACUGCUGACCCGAGUCAUGGGAUGGAGCUAUGCCGAAGUGCAGGUCUUCUUGGCCCAGAUGCGAAAAGGCCUCCGUGAUCCGAAUACUCACGCAUACUUCAACGUGGUUGGGGUGUAUGGACAAAAGCCUACAAGUGCCUAUUAG